GAUAGUAUAUGUAAGGAACAUGGAAUUUUCUGAUCGAGUGGCACAACUUUGUUUAGAAAAAUAUAAAAAACUUGGCAAAAAUGGUAAACCGUCGGAUAAAGAAUGGACUGUGCUGUCGGGUAUUGUUUUAAAAAAAGGAGAUAAUUCACUGUCUCUGGUAGCUCUCGCUACGGGAACGAAGUGCCUAGGAGAAGUAGAUUUAAUGAAUACGAAAUUGUAUGAAGAAGGUUCUAGAUUGAGUGAUUCCCAUGCGGAAGUUCUUGUGAGACGUGCCUUAUUAAGGUAUUUGUACGAGCAGAUUCAUUUAUUGCUGAGCGGUGCUAGAAGCGAUGUAUUUAUAAUGAUCGAUAAAAAGAUUCGAUUAAAUCCUGACGUAUCAUUUCAUUUUUUUACGAGCCAAACUCCUUGCGGCGAUUGUUCUAUAUUUUUGAAAGAAGACUUUUGCGAGCAUCGUGCACCUCCGAUAAAAAUUAGAAAAUGUGAUUAUGAUAAUGGGGAGAUAGUAAAGUUGAUUAGCGAUAAGAAGGAUAUAUAUAGGACAGGUGCAAAAUGUGUUAAAGCUGAGGAACACCAAGAUCCUCAUUUGCCUGGUGUAAAUUACCACGUGCUCGGGCCAUUACGUACUAAACCAGGAAGAGGGAAUCCGACUCUUAGUUUAUCUUGUUCGGAUAAAAUGGCAAAAUGGAAUAUCCUUGGCAUGCAAGGCUCACUUUUAUCAAUACUGAUCCCUCCAAUAAAAAUUGAAAGUGUCAUAGUUGGAGGUGCUUCUCCCUUUUCUCUACAAGCGAUGGAACGUGGAUUAUUUCAGCGGUUCAAUAAGAGUAUUUGUAAAUUAAAUAUUGUACAAAGCAAGCUUUCUUUUAAACAGCAAAAGAAUUCUGAUAGGAAACACCCGUGCCCAUCUAGUAUAAUAUGGUGUGCUGUAAAAAAUUGCGAUACUGAGAUAGCCGUCGAGGGCAGAAAGCAAGGAGCUACGAAAAAAAAGAAAGCUAGUAAUUUACUCGUAACGAGACGAGCUCUGUUCAAGACAUUCUUGCAAAUUUGCGACGAAUACACAAAUUUUGAUUGUAAUAUAAGACAUCCUAAGAAAAUAACUUAUUUAGAUUGUAAAAGAUGGUCUAAGGAUUAUCAGAGCUCAUGGAGCGCAUUGAAA
Molecule: messenger RNA, 1153 nt
Organism: Ceratina calcarata
Lineage: Eukaryota; Metazoa; Arthropoda; Insecta; Hymenoptera; Apidae
Product: Adenosine deaminase, tRNA-specific 1
Exons: 3
Biological process (GO): tRNA processing
Molecular function (GO): tRNA-specific adenosine deaminase activity; RNA binding; adenosine deaminase activity
Source: RefSeq, a predicted model, not a curated record